AUGCAAUAAACCGCACCAUGUUUUUGGCAAAGGUUAGGUUUCCAAUGACCCAAAUAGAGCGGCAAGCUGCAAAAGAAAUUUUCGCCUCAGCAUCCGCACCAUUUGUAGGAGGUACUAUUGGGGCUAUCGAUUGCACUCAUGUGUCAAUCAUGAGCCCAAAGCAUCAUGAAGAAGCGUAUGUCAACCACCAUGGAUACCAUUCUAUCAAUGUGCAAAUGAUAUGUGAUCCAAAUCUAAAGAUUUUGGCUGUCAAUGCUAAAUACCCAGGAGCGCGACACGAUUCAUUUAUUUGGAGCUCCUCUGCAGUCCGGAGAGUUAUGCAGCGAAGUUUUGAAAAUGGAAACCAUAACGUGUUUUUGAUUGGUGACUCAGGAUAUCCUUUGGAGCCGUGGUUGAUGACUCCUCUACCAAACCAACCAGAAGGGAGUCCUAAAUUCCGCUACAAUGAGGCAUUGUGCAAAGCUCGAAACCCAGUCGAGAGACUUUUUGGCGUUCUCAAAGGAACUUGGCGAUGCUUAUCUCAGCAAAGGACUCUUUUGUAUGAUCCUGGAUUUACUGGAAAAGUAGUAAAUGCUUGCACAGUGUUGCAUAACUUGCGAUUGGGUGACCAAACAUACGAUCCCGAGACUGAGUUCCUAGAGCCAAGGACACAUAGCAGUAAUGUAAAUCAAGACGCGCCGUCUUCAACAGCAAAACGCGUCCAAGACCGGCUAAUUGCAAAUUAUUUUACAUGAAUAAA
This is a messenger RNA of Rhagoletis pomonella (apple maggot), 739 nucleotides long. Its product is annotated as putative nuclease HARBI1. Lineage: Eukaryota; Metazoa; Arthropoda; Insecta; Diptera; Tephritidae. The coding region runs from base 18 to 734 and encodes 238 amino acids. The record is from RefSeq and is a predicted model, not a curated record. The transcript is spliced from 3 exons.